This is a messenger RNA of Osmerus eperlanus (European smelt), 3080 nucleotides long. RefSeq names its product calcium/calmodulin-dependent protein kinase IV (gene camk4). The transcript has 11 exons. NCBI's taxonomy places the organism in Eukaryota, Metazoa, Chordata, Actinopteri, Osmeriformes, Osmeridae. Bases 320 to 1423 code for a protein of 367 amino acids. The record is from RefSeq and is a predicted model, not a curated record. Gene Ontology annotation, molecular function: calmodulin binding; ATP binding; calcium/calmodulin-dependent protein kinase activity. Gene Ontology annotation, biological process: protein phosphorylation.
CACCAGCUGAAAUGCAGGCACCUCGAGCUGACUGCACUCACUGCUCCUGUACUGACUGGAGUACAAUAUGAUAGCGAAGCGCGGCUGUAGAUAAUAAUGCAUAUAGCUCUACUAUAAUUCAGACUACCAACUAUCCUCUUGCUUUAUUGCUCAUGUCAAAUUUAGUCGAGCAGUCUUGUUUUACGGUUGAGCGCGUUUCGAUCACACCUUGAGAGGCAAACCACUGGCUCUUUCUCUCACCCUGUAACUGAGUCAAACCAAGAAGCGCCGCAGGGGAGACAGCUCUCAGGAUACUUGAAUCCGGCUGGACAGUUGAGAGAUGCUUAAAGUCACUAUGCCCUCGCCCAGAACAGGUGCAACGCCGGACUACUGGAUUGAUGGGUCAAAGAAGGAGACGCUGGCGGACUAUUACGAAGUGGAGUCCGAAUUGGGACGGGGGGCCACAUCGGUGGUAUGCCGAUGUCGACAGAAAGGAACACAGAAGACGUAUGCUGUGAAAACGCUGAAGAAGACAGUGGACAAGAAGAUAGUGAGAACAGAGAUAGGAGUUCUGCUGCGGCUCUCCCACCCUAACAUAAUCAAGCUGAAAGAGAUCUUUGAGACUCCGUCAGAGAUCAGCCUGGUUCUGGAGCUUGUGACAGGAGGAGAGCUUUUCGACAGGGUGGUAGAGAAGGGCUAUUACAGCGAGCGAGACGCAGCAGACGCCAUCAAACAGGUCCUGGAAGCCGUGGCGUACCUUCAUGAGAACGGUGUGGUACACCGGGACCUGAAGCCUGAAAACCUUCUGUACGCCACCUCUGCCCCUGACGCUUCUCUCAAAAUAGCUGACUUUGGUCUUUCCAAAAUCAUAGAUGACCAGGUUACAAUGAAGACUGUUUGUGGCACACCGGGAUAUUGUGCUCCGGAGAUCCUCUGUGGAUGUGCGUACGGCCCGGAGGUGGACAUGUGGUCAGUGGGAGUCAUCACCUACAUCCUGUUAUGUGGCUUUGAGCCCUUCUUUGAUGAUCGAGGGGAUCAGUACAUGUUCAAGAGGAUCCUCAACUGUGAAUACGAGUUUGUCUCCCCCUGGUGGGACAACGUGUCACUGAAUGCCAAGGACCUCGUGAGGAAGUUGAUUGUUCAGGAUCCAAAGAAGCGCCUGACAACCUUGCAGGCUCUGCAGCACCCCUGGGUGACUGGGAAGGCGGUUAACUUUGCCCAUAUGGACACUGCUCAGAAGAAACUACAGGAGUUCAAUGCUCGCAGGAAGCUAAAGGCAGCAGUGAAGGCUGUGGUGGCCUCGUCCCGGUUGGGCAGUGCUGGCAGUCAUAGCAACGCUGCUGACAACAGCAAGAACAGCUGCAACACCACCUCCGACCAGAAGGCGGCUCCAGAGGAGGAGCCCCACGGUGACCAGCCACAGAUCCAGGAGGAGGGCUCCUAACUGGGGAGCCAUAUUCCCGUCUCCCACCCUCCUGACGGAAGACAGUGCUCUGUUCCAUUAGACUGUGCCCAAAGGGCCAUGAUGUGGUUUAAUUAACAUGUCACCGCACAGACUAUGGAUUCACUGUCUGGCAUUCUUGCAUGUGACUGAUUAAUGAUGUAUAACCGAACUACCCUAGGCCUCUGCACUCUGAAGAGACAUACUAAGAGAUACAUGCAGGAUCAGUUCAUAUCUAAAUGUGCAUGCCCUAUUCAUACGGUAUCUUACAGCAAGCACUAGCUAGCUCCUCCAUCCUGCCGGUCAGUAUUGAACCAGGGUCAUAUAGUUUGCAUUAAGUAUACUGGGAUACCAUGCUACAGCAAUGUAGUUGGACAAACUAGAUUACACAAUGGCAGCGGGAUGCACCAAAGUUCUCAAGCAGUGUUAUUUUAAAUGGAAAAGACCCCCCCCCCCCACUUCCAACUAUGAUUGUACGAUAACAUCCGGUACUCCAGUAAUUCUUCUGAAUAGAAUGUAACCAUUUAAGUGUUUGAACUGUGGCGCUGUUAUAGUCUACAAUACAUGGUGCAUGUGGGUAAUUACAAGGUAACAUAUGGUUAGUGCAAAAUGUCUGUCACAGUAUCCCUAUGCCAGUUGGAAACUAAUGUGUCAAAUUUGCAUUCCUGGAUGGUAGGGAAUUAUUUCAAUGCUGCCUCCCAGAAAAAAUAUUAUAAAACCGAGUCCAUUUGGAUUGAUAUGUAAUACCAAGGUGUCUGUGUAAAGGUAACACAUUUCAAGUAGUCAUACAUCAAACGUUUUACAGUUUCUAAGGAGAAUGCCUUAUUGCAUCUUAAUGACAGGAUUUUACACUCCUUUUAUGAGAAAUAUAUCCUAUAGUCAAUAAUUAGUCUAGAGAAAUUGUGGAAAAAUACCCAUAAAUUGCACAAAUGAUUGUACUCAGAUAAACUUGUAAGCUUUAGAUAAGUUAUUUUUCAGAGUAGAGGUGUUUUAGCGGUACAACCAUUUUCACUUUUGUAAAUCAAAUACCUUUUAGAAUACUGGUCCAUUUUUUAAACAGCUAAAUACACCUCAUUUGCACAUAAGUGAACACAAAUAUACUUAGUGCCAAAAUAACUUAGUUGUAUACCAGUUGAUUUUGUUCAAAUCUUAUCUUAACCAGUGAAUGAGACUAUUUGUGCAAAUAAGGUCAUUUCUCACAUUGACCCAUAGACAUGCGUUGUUAUAGACACGCGCAAGUCAUAGAACAGGGCAGAGAGCUUUUACAGUGCAAUGUUUUUAACAAAUAAGGUUGGCUAUGUAUUGAAUUUUUGCAUGCUUUUUGCCUGCAAUGUCAUAGAAUGAUGUGGACAAAUUAAAUGAUCUGAACUUCAGAUAAAACAUUAAUGGAUUUUAAACAGGAGUUGUCCUUUUUUGCAUGUGGGAAUGUACAAUUUAACUUCUCAGAUUGUUUGUAAAAAAAAGUAAAGCACAGCAUUUUAUUGAAAACAUGAAUGACUGUCUCUCUAAACCACAUUUGUGAUGGUUUGAAGCCUGAAAUCCAAUGUGAAAAUAUCAAUAUUCAUUUUAUAUAUAGACAGAAACAUUUAAUCAUUUAAUGUUGUCUUGGAAUUGUUCCUAUUAGGACUGAUUUGCUAUUACUAGAUCACAAAUAAAGAAU